AUGGCAUCAUGUUCUAUUGCUGCAAAGGAAGCAGAAGUUGAGUCUACAAUGCUGCCAAACUGGCUUGAUCUUCCAAGGGACAUCACGAGUAACAUCCUACAGAUGCUUGGUACAGUGGAAGUUGUCACUAGUGCGUGCCUUGUCUGCCCUCUAUGGUGGAACAUUUGCAAGGAUCCUCUCAUGUGGCACACCAUUCACAUUACCUAUUUAAAAAGUUUAUCCCACAACAAUUAUACUGAUUAUGUAAGAAUUUUGGGUCCAUUCUAUAAAAAUCAUUCAGAGUAUCAGAAGGUUUGUCGUUAUGCUGUUGAUCGAAGCUGCGGUCAUCUGAUAGACAUUAAUAUUGAGUACUUUUGCACUGAUGAUCUCCUUGAAAGUAUAGCUGAAAAUGCUUAUAACCUACGAACGAUGAGGCUCCUAAAUUGCGCUAGUAUUUCUGAUAAAGGAUUUAGUGAAGCUGUGAAAAAAUUUUCACAGUUAGAGAAGUUGGACAUCUCAUAUUGUAAGCUAUCUAAGGAUUCUCUUGAAGUCCUUGGCCGAUCUUGUCCUCUUCUAAAAUCCCUAAUAUUUAAGAGAUUUGGGUCUCUAAAUCGCGGUGUUGCUGAUAAUGAGGCUCGUGUUAUUUCUGAAACAAUGACUGGAUUAAGUCAUCUUGAUAUUCAAGGAAACAGUCUCACUAAGGUUGGGCUUGUUUCCAUUCUUGACAAAUGUACUCUUCUUGAGUAUCUUGACAUUCAAAGAUGUUACAAUCUCAGUUUGACUGAAGAUUUGAAGAAAAGAUGCCUUGAGCAGAUUAAGGUUUUACUAUUGCCAAUUUGCGAUGACAAGGACUGGGAUGAAUAUUCUCGUCAUUAUUAUUUUGAUUAUUAUUAUUAUGAGGAUUUUGAUAAUCUUGAUUAUGAUGAUAUAGUCGAAGGUUAUUAG
Lathyrus sativus (Indian pea) is the source of this 924-nucleotide messenger RNA. Lineage: Eukaryota; Viridiplantae; Streptophyta; Magnoliopsida; Fabales; Fabaceae. The record is from the annotation of a GenBank genome assembly.